CGAUGGUGAGCGGUAGUGCUUGUAUGGCUGGCUCCAUACUCCAUACCACAUAGGCCACACGCUCGUCAGAUGACAAAACACACGGGAGUGUGCGCAUACGUUCCAAAAUAUAUCGAAUUGUACUUAUAAUUUUAGGCGGGAAAACAAGAAACAUUGCGAUUUAUGUUUUUAAUUAACUAGAUGAAUUGUUUGUGAUCUGGAUAAUUUUAUUUUUCUUAUGUGAUUUUUACUUCGAAUAUGAGAUCAGGAGCUAUUACAACUGUGCUACUAUUCCACCUCUCAUGGGAAGUGGUCAUAGGCACCCAGUUCGUAUCCCACGUGCGAGUGACCACACCAGCACAUAGCUACGCACAUGGCGUCGGUGAUCCCUUACCAGUUCGGGAGAGAAGUUUGCAUUCUCGUCGACCACCUAUACGGGAUUUGAGAACGUCACAGGCAACACAAGCGCAGUACGGUGGUUAUCCAAGGCUCAAACCGUUGAUACCUUUCAACGCAGAAGAGCCACGCGCCAAAAUUUCACCAUGGCAGCAUGCGUUAGAUAAUGCAGAGACAAUUCCCGUGCUGCCACCAUCGCCAUAUAAAGUGGACUCUCCCGACCCAGAGUCUCUUUGGCCCGUAGGUCUUUUCCUACCGCCCUUGAAACCGCCAAGCUUCGAUAUAAACCGACGAUCGAGUACUGGUGACUACUUAAACCCUGGUCUUAAUGGAGAAGAAACCAAUUACAAUGAUCCAUAUUUUCUACAAGGUUCGGAGGCAUUAGCGGCAGUGGAGAAAGCAAGAUUGCAUGGAAAAUUAUAUUUUCACGACAUUCCUCAUAUAACAUCGCUUUUGGCGAAUCAAGAACUACGUAUAAAAAACAACCUAAAACCUAACAGGAUUGGAAGCAUACGACAAAGCUGGCCAUACAAUAGGGUGUAGAAUGUCGUAAUAAAUAAAUGUUAGGAUUUUGUAUAUCUUUCGAAAUACUCACGUCGAUUCGUUUUAAGGUUAUAAAAAAUUAAAAAUAAAAUAAAUACCUCAGUCUAA
Colias croceus (clouded yellow) is the source of this 1026-nucleotide messenger RNA. RefSeq lists its product as uncharacterized. The record is from RefSeq and is a predicted model, not a curated record. The transcript has 5 exons. Lineage: Eukaryota; Metazoa; Arthropoda; Insecta; Lepidoptera; Pieridae. The coding region runs from base 238 to 918 and encodes 226 amino acids.